AUGCAUUACACAACUACCGCUUUUCUGGCUUUACUAGCCGGCACCACGUCUGCCGCUGUCGGCGACUGGCAGCAAUGCGGUGGCAUUGGUUGGAGUGGUCAAACAACAUGCAAUUCUGGUUUAGGAUGUGUCAAGAUAAAUGAAUACUACUCCCAAUGUCAACCCGGAGCAGCACCAGCACCCAGUCCCACACCGACACCGACACCGACCCCAUCAGCUCCAAGCAACUCAACUCCAAGCGAACCAGCCGCCAGCAGCGUGCCAGGCGGAACCGGACCCGGCACAACCCUCCAGGCGGGCUACUACUGGAUCCGCGCCGUCGCCGCUCCCAACUUCCACAAGUACAUCCAAACCAACCCGCUCUACUCCACUGGCCUCGCCCUCCUCGGCGACCACACCACCGCCGGCCAACUCCAAGUCGUCUCCGGCCAACUCGUGCAGCUCAUAUCUGCACCCGGCGCCCCCGUCAAACUCCUCUAUGCCAACGUGUCCCCCGAGCGUGUCAUCAACAACAUGUCCCUCGCCGUCACCUUUUCCGAGACCAAGAACACGUACGGCACGUUUGCAUGGGGCGGCGACGACUUGCAGUGGACUAGCACGGAUGUCACACGGCCGAACAAGAGCGCGUGGUACGUAUGUACAGGCCAGAAGUUGUAUAUUAACCUGGGCAAUUACUUGUAUCAGACGCCGAGUGGGUGUGCAGAUCAGACAAUUCAUUAUUAUAAUGAUAAGACGGCUAAUGCAUAG
Bipolaris zeicola 26-R-13 is the source of this 747-nucleotide messenger RNA. Its product is annotated as carbohydrate-binding module family 1 protein. Gene Ontology annotation, cellular component: extracellular region. Gene Ontology annotation, biological process: carbohydrate metabolic process. The record is from RefSeq and is a predicted model, not a curated record. The transcript is spliced from 3 exons. NCBI's taxonomy places the organism in Eukaryota, Fungi, Ascomycota, Dothideomycetes, Pleosporales, Pleosporaceae. Gene Ontology annotation, molecular function: cellulose binding. The coding region runs from base 1 to 747 and encodes 248 amino acids.